AUGCACAAGAAAAUUAUGGGGGGAUUUGUGAUGGCAGCUAAAGUUUCAGCUUUUGAAGCUUCUUUGGAUCAUGUAGAGUGCAUUCAACAAGUUGGCAGUUUGCUCCUGGAGUGUGGGUUGAAGGACCCUGAACCACCUGACUUGGUGAUGAAGGAUAACUUAAUAAUUGCAGAAUCUCACUCGAGUAUGGAGAUGGAACAGUAUGCUGGGACAACUCAAAAUAGCUCUAUGGUUGGCAUAGCUGAGACUAGUGGUGGAGAGGGAGAUGCUGUUAUUCAGGAGGCUUCUGAUGAGAGCUUUGAGAAACAAUUUAAGAGCACUUUUAGAAGGUUCAGGAAGAAGUAUGGAGUUGGAGUUGCUGCCAUUUUGGAGCCUAGAGUUAGUGGUGACAAAGCCUUGAAAAUUAUUCGAAGUUUGGAGUAUCCUAAUUAUAUAAUUUCUGAGGCCAAUGGGUUUGCAGGAGGUGUGUGGAUAGUAUGGGACCCGAAUGAGGUGAGUGUCACUCUUGAGUGGAAACAGGACCAGUUCAUCCAUUGUUGGGUGGAAUUUCCUGGUAAGGAGGGAUUUUUCUGGACUGCAGUUUAUGCUAGCCCUAAAGAAGAAAAAAGAAGUAUGUUAUGGGAAGACCUGAAGCUUAUUGGAAGAACCACGAAUAGUCCUUGGAUGCUGUCAGGAGACUUUAAUGAGAUUUCUUCAGUUGCCGAGAAGAAAGGAGGUAAGCCUGUUGAUGUUAAUAGAUGUAUUAUGUUCAACAAUGUAUUAAAUGCAUGUGUGGUUAUAGAUUUGGGAGAGGGAGGAAACAUAUUCACUUGGAAAGGGCCCAAAUUCCCUCAUUUGGAUAGAGUGCUCAAAAGACUUGAUAGAGCUGUUGCAAAUGAUGCUUGGAGAACCUGUUUUGAGGAAGCUACUGUCCUGAAUCUUCCUAGAAUUUUCUCAGAUCAUUGUCCUGUCUUGGUGAGAUUAGAUAAAGAGAAUCAGUGUUGGAGGGAUAGACCAUUCAGGUUUAUGGUUGUAUGGCAGAAUGAUUCUCGAUUCAAUUCCUUUAUCAAAACCAACUGGGAUCCAAGUUCUAAGCUCUUGGAUAGUCUGACUUCUUUCACCCCAGCAGUCAGAAGCUGGAAUAUGAAUGUCUUUGGCUUCACCCACUAUAGGAAAAAUAGGCUUGCUGAUAUCUUAGAGCAAAAGGAACAGAUUUGGUAUCUGAAAUCUAGAGGGGAUUGGAUCAAAGGUGGUGAUAGAAAUACUAGGUAUUAUCACACUUGCACUUUGAUUAGGAGGAAAAAGAACAAAAUUAUCAAACUUCAGAAUCAUGGGGGUGGAUGGAUUUCUGGAGAGGAGGAAUUGAUUGAUCUAGCCAGGAACUUUUUCAUUAAUCUUUUCACAGAUGACCUGGUUGAACCAGGGUGGAGUCAGACUAGUUGCUUUUGGCCAGCUAUCAGGGAGGAUCAUAAAAGCCUACUGUCAUUGGAUAUUUCUCUUGAGGAGGUUAAGAAAGCUUUCUUUCAAAUGGCCCCAUUGAAAACUCCUGGUCCAGAUGGAUACCCAGCAUUGUUCUAUCACAAGAAUUGGGAGCUGAUUAAAGAACAAGUCUUCAAUAGCAUGAAGUUUUAUCUCAGCAAGCCUGAGCAGAUUAAAGAGAUUAAUCAGACUCUCUUUACUCUAAUACCCAAAGUGGAUAGGCCUUGUUUCAUGAAGCAGUUUCGUCCCAUUGCACUCUGUAAUACUGUGUAUAAGGGAUUGAGUAAAAUUCUGGUUAAUAAGAUCAAAUCAUUCAUAGGUGAGUUGGUCUCUCCUAAUCAGGUAAUCUUCAUCCCCAAGAGAAAUAUCCAGGACAAUAUUAUUAUUGUCCAGGAGCUUAUUCACUCUAUGCAUAGGACGCAAGGAAAGAAGAGUUACUUUUCUAUCAAGAUUGAUCUAGAGAAGGCUUAUGAUAAGCUCAGGUGGAGUUUUGUCAAGACUGUUCUUGAAGAGCUGAAGCUUCCAGGUGAGCUGAUAGCUGCUAUUAUGGGCUGUGUCACAAGUCCCUAUAUUGAGGUGUUGUGGAAUGGGAGUAGGACUCAGGGAUUCUAUCCUCAAAGGGGACUCAGGCAAGGGGACCCAGUGUCUCCCUAUUUAUUUGUCCUAUGCAUGGAAAAGUUGACCCAUCUUAUUAUGGAUGAAGUAGAUAGGAAGGCAUGGCAUCCAAUUAGAGCUGGUAGGGCAGGGCCUCAAAUAUCACAUCUAAUGUUUGCUGAUGAUAUCAUCCUUUUUGCUGAAGCCUCCCUUAGCCAGAUGGAGUGUAUUACAGGCUGUUUGGAGAAAUUCUCUCGUAUGUCAGGUCAAUGUGUUAGUAUGGAGAAGUCUUGUAUCUACUUCUCUAAGAACACAACUCAGGAGAUAGUGAGUACUCUGGCUGAUGCUAGUGGGUUCAAAGUUGUCAAGGGUAUUGGCUGCUACCUAGGAACCUUGAUGAGACAUGGGAGGACUAGCAGGCAGCAUUAUUCUAAUGUCAUUGGAAGAGUUCAGAAUCGGCUCCAAGGGUGGAAGACCAAAUGUUUGUCUUUGGCUGGCAGAAUCACUUUAACCAAGAGUGUGAUUUCAGCCAUGCCUAUGUAUCACAUGCAAAACAAUUCUUUACCAAUCCAUGUUUGCCAAGAAAUUGAAAAACUCCAAAGGAAUUUUAUCUGGGGAGACUCAUAUGCAAAAAGGAAAGCACACUAUGUGGCAUGGGAGCAACUUUAUGAGCCCAAGGAGUGUGGUGGUUUGGGCAUAAUUAACCUUCGAGUGCAAAAUGAAGCUUUCAUGCAAAAGAGAGCCUGGAUGCUUAUUAAUAAGCUUAACAGCCUUUGGAGUAGAGAUCUACUUGGGAAAUAUGGGAGAAAGCAUGAUCCUAGGAGAGGACUAGCUGUCAAAAAUGGAGAUUCAUCCUUAUGGAAAAGUAUUUGUGCAGCACAUGUAAAACUGGACCAGCAUCUGACUUGGGAGAUGGGGAAUGGCAAUUCAGUAUUUUUCUGGACAGAUUGUUGGCAUGGAUGGAAAGAAAACCUCUAUGAGCUUGCAUUCAAUAAACCGUGUACUGCUGAAAAGGAAUUGAAGGUGAUUGAUAUUGUGGACCAAGUAACAGGUGCUUGGCAAUGGGAUUAUUUGAAGAAUUAUCUUGAAGACAGUACACUUAGGAGGCUGCAAAACUUACAAACUCCUUGCCCAAAUGGCCCAGAGGACAGAAUAUGCUGGUUACGAAGCAGCCUAAGUUGCUCUUUGGUUAGAAAUGCAUACCAGCAAUUAUUGGAUGUAAAUUUGAAGAAAGAUAAAGUCUGGACUCUAAUCUGGAAAUGGAAAGGGCCCAUUAGGAUUGCAACGUUUAUGUGGUUGGCAUGUCUUAAUAAAUUGCCAGUUAGAAGUUCUACUAGUUUGUGGAAUGGAGGGGAGAUUCUUUGCCCGAGCUGCUUAUCAUCCCAUGAGACCUUAAUGCAUGUUCUGAGAGAUUGUUUGAAGGCUAGGAAGGUGUGGGAAAGAUGGUUUGGAGGUAAGAUACCUGAUGCUUUUAUGUUAACUAAUGAUUUCGACUGGUUCAGAUUAAAUAUCUGUAACUCCUUCUCAACAAAGUGUUGGCAUUUGUGGAAGGAAGCAUUUUUUGUCACAUGUUGGAUGCUAUGGCAGUGGAGAAAUCUAACUGUUCAUGAAGAGCUAUUUGACUGGCCUAGUGAUCCGAUGAGCAAGAUCCUUUUGUAUCUGAGAGGUAUGAAAAGCAGUUGUUGUGAGGACCCUUUUUUUCAGAAAACAGAUCUCCCUUUCCCUCUGUUUGGGUCUGGUUAUCAGGAGCAGAAGGAGGUGUUAAAAAUAUUUGUAGAUGGUACUGUGAAUUUGGAGACUAAUGCAGGAGCAUGUGGGGGAUUGAUAUGCACUUGGAAGGGUGACUGGAUCAGUGGAUUCUCAUUUAAGAUUGGUUGUUGUUCAAUCUUUGAAGCUGAGUUGUGGGGCAUCUGGCAAGGACUUAAGCUGGCAAGUGAGUUAAAGAUCAAGAAAGUUUGGCUUGGGAGUGAUAGCAAAGAAGUCUUAUCUUAUGUAGCUAAUCUAAAUUGUGAAUAG
Molecule: messenger RNA, 4068 nt
Organism: Gastrolobium bilobum
Lineage: Eukaryota; Viridiplantae; Streptophyta; Magnoliopsida; Fabales; Fabaceae
Exons: 3
Coding region: 1-4068 (1355 amino acids)
Molecular function (GO): nucleic acid binding; RNA-DNA hybrid ribonuclease activity
Source: RefSeq, a predicted model, not a curated record